UACAGAGAGAAGAUUUAUUAUUAAAAUUUUCUCUGCUUUUGUUGGGUGUAAUUCGCCAUUAUCAUCAUCGUCUUCCUCGUCAUCUAGCUAAGCCCCCUUCCAGCUCAAACCCUAGGCCCCAAUUCUUCUCCCUCCUUCCCUUCGCGUUCUGCACUUCAUCCCCAAAUUGUCGUUAGGGUUUUCGGAAUCUGAGAUUGUCGGAAUCUGGUGAAUCGCCCUCGGAGAAAUCUCCCCCCAAUUCGGUCUUCGCAUUUCGAAGAAUUAGUUAUGGACGGUGAUUCCUGGAGCGCUCGUCUCUCUUCCGCAUCUAAGCGUUAUCAAUCGGCUCUUCAAUCGCGAUCUGAUAUGUUUAUGGGGUUUGAAGAAAUAGAUGGGGAUGACGAUAUAAGGGAGGAGUUUCCAUGCCCGUUCUGCUCGGAAUAUUUUGAUAUUGUUGGAUUGUGCUGCCAUAUUGAUGAAGAGCAUCCAGUUGAGGCAAAGAAUGGGGUAUGUCCGGUUUGUGCAAUGAGGGUGGGGGUAGAUAUGGUAGCGCACAUAACUCUACAACAUGGCAACAUUUUCAAGAUGCAGCGCAAAAGGAAGUCGCGAAAAGGUGGUUCUCAUUCAACAACACUAUCUUUGUUAAGGAAAGAACUUAGGGAAGGAAAUUUGCAAUCCCUUUUUGGGGGUUCAUCUUGUAUAGUGUCCUCAUCCAAUGUUGCAGCCGAUCCAUUGUUAUCAUCAUUUAUCUUGCCCAUGGCUGAUGAUUUUGUUGGUGUCCAGCCUCCCUUUUCAACGGAAACAAGCACUACCAAGAAAAGCUCGGCUGAGAAUGUAUCAGAGCGACAUGUCCUGUCACCUCCUCUCUCAGUCAAGGAUAAGGAAGAGAAGACAAAAAGAUGUGAAUUUGUUCACGGGCUGUUGUUGUCCACCAUUCUUAGCGACGGGUUAGGAAGUUCGUAACGGCUGAUCCAGUAGUACUGGACUGGAAGUAUGGAACUUCACAGCCAAGUGUGCUACAGUCUAUGAUCUGCUUGUAGCGUGUAUGCCAAUGUGUGUAAAACACAAGAGUGUGGAAUAAGUUCUAGGGAUGAGUGUAAUUUAUGUGGCAUGUGAACUUUAGUUUCUAGGCGUGAACAUAACACUACCGUAUCAUGUGUUAUUUCAGUUCAUUAUUUAGUAAAAAAGAAGAAAAAUAAUUCCUCAA
Molecule: messenger RNA, 1186 nt
Organism: Morus notabilis
Lineage: Eukaryota; Viridiplantae; Streptophyta; Magnoliopsida; Rosales; Moraceae
Product: protein DEHYDRATION-INDUCED 19 homolog 3
Exons: 5
Coding region: 268-942 (224 amino acids)
Source: RefSeq, a predicted model, not a curated record